GAUCAUCAGAUGAGGAGCGCAAUGAAUACUGUGGCGCUUACUGCUCAGUAUAAUCCUUUUUGAUUGAAUACUAAUUUGUUCUUAUUAUCUCACUCACAUUAAUUAUUCUAGAUAAUAUUAUUUUAUUGUUGAUUUUUAUUUACAUACCAUUUAACGUAUGAAAUUCAUAUGUCCCUUUCAUAUAGUAUCGCUUAAUGUAUAGCAAGUUAUAAACAGUGAUAUAAUAUUUACAUAAAUAAAUACAUUUAAGUGUUUACUUGAUUCUGGAAUUUAUGAAAGAGAUUAUUUGUUUGUAAACUGUGUAUUAUGUUUAAUAAAUUUAUUAUUUUACUAUGUUUAUUCAGUGUUAUAACCGCGCAAAGGUAUCCAGGUAUAAAUAUAAAUAAUUACUUUUCAAGAAACUAUUUCGAUGACCAACAGUAUACUAAAAUCAAUGCUGGUAUUGAAAAACUGGAACACUCCCCACAAUGGGUGAAAGACUGGCCGGAUGCCUCUGUGAAGCUUGGACAGGUGUCUGGAGUAGCUAUUGAUCCAUCAGGCCAUAUUCUUGUGUUUCAUAGAGCAUCAAAUGUAUGGGAUGCUAGUACAUUUUCAAUUACCAAUGUGUAUCAAGGUAUUGGUGAAGCGGCUAUUGCCCACCCAACGGUGAUGGUGUUUAAUGAAACAGGAGAACUGGUCGAUAUGUGGGGAGAGAAUCUGUUCUUUAUACCUCACGGCAUAACAGUGGAUGGUUCGGGAAAUGUUUGGCUGACAGAUGUCGCCCUGCACCAGGUGUUCAAAUUUACACCGGAUCAGAGAAAGGUUCCUGCCCUUACUCUUGGGGAAAAAUUUGUGCCGGGCGAAGACGAGACCCACUUCUGCAAGCCUAGCGCUGUGGCCGUCCACUCUUCGGGCGACUUCUUCGUGGCAGACGGCUACUGCAACACCAGGAUCAUCAAGUACUCCGCGGACGGUAACAGGAUACUGCAGUGGGGGAGGCGUUUCGGGUCGACUCCAUUCACAUUGAACGUGCCUCACGCGCUUACGCUCGCGGAGGAACACGCAGCCCUGUGUGUAGCAGACCGCGAGCGAGGCCGGGUUGCGUGCUUCCGCUCCGAUAACGGCUCGUACGUACAUUCGUACUCGCACUGGCUCAUCGGACCACGACUCUUCAGCGUCGCCUACUCGCCCAUACACGGUGGUAGGCUGUACGUGGUUAACGGGCCUUCCAACAGCGGGGUUCCGGUCCGCGGAUACGUCAUAGAGUACACGUCGGGGCGCCUCAUUCAGACCUUCGCUGCGGGCGAGUCGUUGUCCAACCCGCACGACAUCGCGGUGAGCCCCGGCGGCGACGUAUACGUGGCCGAACUCAAUCCCUACCGCGUCUACAAGUUCGUCGACGAUGCGCUACGGAACGAGAGCUUUAAGCAAGAACCCACCAACUCCAGCCAUGCCAAACCUACCGCUACUGUUGAAGUGAGCGGAGUAGGUGUGGGCGUAGGCGAGGGAAACGUAUGGGACGGGUGGUCGGGAGCCGCGGGGGGCGCCUUGGGGGCUGCGGGCGCCGCCCUCGUGGCACUCGCGGCCAUGGCGCUGCUCAACGCUCGCAACAGAGGUAAGCGCGCCGCAGACACGCAGCCGCUCUGCGACGACGUCGACUGACCAGUUGACCACGCCUCCGUCGCUCGCAAGCCACGCCCGUACCCCACUGACCUCUACUAUUUACCACUGGACUGGCGGCUGUCAAAGUGCUUUUGUGUUUGGCGCUGUUGGCUAUGUAGCGAGAGUCUGCGGUACUAAAACAAGUGAUGACAACCUCAGCGAACAUCGAUAGAUGAUGGGAAACUAUUUACAAAAAAAAAUUGUGUACUUGAAGUAUAAAUAACACGGAAACGAAUGCAAUUAAUAAUAAGAGAUGCAUAAAUACUAUAGAGUAUUGUACGUUCCGUCGCAGCCAUUUGUAUUAUACUCUCGCGAGUGGUGCUUCAAAUAGGCACAAAAAAUUUGCUGUCAAACAUAUGGAACAGCCUGUGCAGUGGUAUUUAUACAGGUCAGUGCCGUACUCUCACCUCGCAAGUCUGUAUGACGAAUGAAAUGUUUGCAUUGCAUUUUUAGGUAUAAGAAGUUAGUUCUAUGAAUCUGCAAGACCUCUAGUAUUGCAGAUGUAUUCACGCUCAGACGUUUGCCCUUUCGUACCUGUCCAGUAUAAAAAAGUGUAUGUGCUUAUGUAUGCACGCAAGAAGUUUCUUUGGCCUAACGAAGUAAAAACCAUUAAAAUCAUUUAUUGCUGGUGCUAUUCUACGAUUUUAGAUAUUAAACAUAUACUUCUCUAGGCGCGUUAUGAAAAAAUGAUGAGAGUGAAAUUUUAAGAUGCGCGCGCAUCACUGUAAAACAAAAGUAACAGGUUGAAGUUGGUUCCUAAAAUUUUCUGACCUUUGCGACAUUCUUAUUUUUUUUAGUUUCUGCAAGAUUUUUACAAAAUUUUUCUUUCUAGAAACGUAGAAUAGCACGAGGAAUAAAUCAUUUUAAGGACUUUUGCUUUGUUAGGCCAAAGAAGUAUCACUUCUUGCGUGCGUACAUACUUAUGUACUUACACACACACACUUUUAUUUAUUUCAUUAUUGACAGGGUCGCAUAUACGAAACGAUCAGACUGUUAGAAAGGACGGAUUACGUAUAUGUGGCCCUUUAGAACAUAUAACGCACUAUUUAAAGUAAAAAAUUAACCCUAAAACUUGACGAUAAUACCCAACCAAUCGGUUAAGUGCUGCAAAAUAAUUAAUAUUAUGAUAGGUAAUACAUAUUUAAUGAAAUUUUUGAAAAAUAAAUAAAAUACAUUCCUUUAUUAUGAUCUCAUUUUGUCAAUAUAUUUUGCGAAAAAAAAAACUUAAAACUUUGUUUCUUCCUGAACAAUUCCUUAUAUAUUUAUUACUAACAGGCUCUUAACUUGUUUUUAUUUUACAUUUUUUAAUCAAAGUCAAAUAAUCUCACAUGUCCGGUUAAUUCAUCCAUUUAUUUGUAGUGCGCACCAUCUUGGAUGAGGAAUUAGCAAACAUUGACAGCUAACAUUUUUUUUCUUUUACUUAAGCCUACACGGACUUCAACGACUAAAGUCAUCAACAGAAUACUUACGUUUUUACUAGGCGCUAGUAUUUGAAUGAACGCUAAAGUUUUGGUCCCUAUAAAAGUUGAGGGCGUUAUUUGCAUUUUGCAAUUUCAAAUAUGUCGGCCUUAAUGAUUAUUUGGUCCAAUUGUCCAAUGUCCAAUGAAAAUUGAAUUUAAAAUGGCAGUUGUUAACUAUUUGUUAUAAAAUCAAAAUUACUUCAUUCUGUUUCAUAUAGGUAUUAUUUGACUUUGAUAUGGCAUGCUCUAAAUAAAUUCCUUGUGUGUGUGAAUUUAACUAGUUAAUUUUGUAUCUCUGCUUUGUUUAUGCGCCAUUCUCAAUCAUUUUUCGAAAUAUCUAUUGACUAAAUCGUUGCUAGCAUUCUAAAUGUGUCACAAAUACUAUACUAUACGAAGAGAUAUCGCUACGCCUAAACAUGUUUUUUGUAUGUUUAGAAAUAUAAACUUAGUUUGUACCAAAAUUUAUUGAUGAUAUAGGAUUCGAAUCCGCGAUUAUCGGUAAACUCCCCAGCGCUUUUACCAACUAAUCCAACCGUCCGAAUUACGCAUGAUCGUUUGGUAUUUUGUUACACUCUCGGGUUGUGACGCCAUCUACAGGAUCUACUUAACAGUUGAUAACAGCCCCAAUAGUAAAAUAAGAAAUUGACUUGAGAUACUUACUUAGAUGUUUAGAUUUGAAAGAGAGAGAAAACCUGAGAGUUGAACAAACAUACCAAGAUUUACUUAUCAUUCGAACUGUUGGAAUUUGCAUUAAUUUGGUACUUAUUAUCCCAGAGGUGGAUAUCACUUAAAAAAUUACAAAUUGUGUAUAUAACAAGGGUUAAUCAGGCGUUAUUCAGUCUGCUUUUAGCUGAAUAUUAAAGUGUAAUAUAAUACCACGCUUGUGAAGAAUAUAAUUCCAAUGGUAUGAAUGGAAUUAUAUGCUUUAUCUACACCCAUGAUUGAAAUCCUCAAAUAAAGAUUCUAAAACAGUUAGCUUAUUGCCAACAUUAAAAACAACCUGACCUAAUAACCAUCACAUCACCAAAACGAGUGUUGUAAUGAAAUUCAGUACAACAUUACAACACUCGUUUGGAUCAUGUAAUGGUUACUAUGACAGGCUUUUUUAAUGUUAGCAGUAAGCUAACUGUUUACGAAUCUUUUAUUAUGCAACUGUUGAUAAUAAGGUAUUAAAACACUCAUGUGAUACUAUUAUCACACUCUGCUUCGCCUCGUGUGAUAAGCCCACAUUCGUGUUUUAAUGCCCUUUAUUACACAACAGUUGCAUAAAUAACUAUUUAUUAACGUUCUGUGCCUAUAGCCUACCGUUAACACAAAAGACACUGUGAUAAAGUUUGACAAGAUAUUGUGUCAACUUUUAUAUAUUGAAGAACUUGAUAAUAUCGCUAAUUGUAUUGGAACUAGUUUUCUGAUUGUUUCUUUUGUUUUUGAUUGAUAAUAAUGAAUAAGAUCUAUUGAACUAAUAAGCGUUAGUUAAGUAUAUUGCCUUAGAAAGCGUAAGUAAUAAGUCUUUAGAAGUGGGCUGAAGGCACUGAAUUUUUUUUUUGUAGAUUUGUGAGACUGAUAAUUACAUAAACACCUACAAGUAUUGAAUUGUGUUGUAACAUUCCGUUCCCAGUGUAAGUAGAAGAGUGUCAUAUUUCGCUUAGGGGACAAUCAAAAAUUACGUCACACUUUAUGGGGGAAGGGGGGAUAAUCAAAUGUGAUACAGGGGAGAUGAAAAGCUGUCACGUCAGUGCUAAAGUCUAAAAUAUUCAAACUCGAAAAUAAUGUAAAACUGAAUUUAAAGAAAUAGUUAUAACUCGAUCUUUAUUUAUAAUAUGAAAAGCGGCUAAGUGCGAGUCGGACUCGCCCUUGAAGGGUUCCGUAACAUAAUAUAAAAGUUUAAAAGAUCUUUUAUAUUAUUUUACAAGGUUUACGAUUUAUGACGUGUUAAAAAAUACUUACUAGAUCUCGUUCUAACCAAUUUUCGGUGGAAGUUUGCAUGGUAAUGUACAUCAUAUAUUUUUAGUUUUAUCAUUCUCUUAUUUAGAAGUAACAGGGUGGCGGGGGCAUCUUACCACUUUGAAAGUGUCCCUCGCGCAAACUAUUCAAUUAGAAAAAAAAAUAUAUUAGAAACCUCAAUAUCAUUUUUGAAAACCUAUCCAUAGAUAUGAUGAAAAACCCCACACGUAUUUUUUUUCUAUUUUUGUAAGAAAAUCUUAAUGCGGUUCACAGAAUACCAAUUGUCAACAGUAUAGUUCAGACAUUUUAGACAUGACGAAUCCAUAAGGGUUCCGUUUUUGCCAUUUGGCUACGGAUACCCUUAUGAUAGUAUGUAGGUUUAAGUCGUCGGUGAUAUCUAGGUCGCUGUCUGAUGUA
This is a messenger RNA of Leptidea sinapis, 5462 nucleotides long. RefSeq names its product peptidyl-alpha-hydroxyglycine alpha-amidating lyase 1-like. NCBI's taxonomy places the organism in Eukaryota, Metazoa, Arthropoda, Insecta, Lepidoptera, Pieridae. Gene Ontology annotation, molecular function: protein binding; catalytic activity. The coding region runs from base 307 to 1641 and encodes 444 amino acids. The record is from RefSeq and is a predicted model, not a curated record. The transcript has 8 exons. Gene Ontology annotation, cellular component: membrane; extracellular region. Gene Ontology annotation, biological process: peptide metabolic process.